Messenger RNA from Rhizoctonia solani, 1560 nucleotides. RefSeq names its product apoptosis-inducing factor 2. Gene Ontology annotation, molecular function: electron-transferring-flavoprotein dehydrogenase activity; flavin adenine dinucleotide binding. Bases 1 to 1560 code for a protein of 519 amino acids. The transcript has 8 exons. The record is from RefSeq and is a predicted model, not a curated record. NCBI's taxonomy places the organism in Eukaryota, Fungi, Basidiomycota, Agaricomycetes, Cantharellales, Ceratobasidiaceae. Gene Ontology annotation, cellular component: cytoplasm.
AUGAUCAUUUCCAAUUCGACUCCUAGCCGAGAUCACCCCGGGCUUUUAUCAGAUAACAAGAUCGAACGAUCACACCUGUUUUGUUUUCUUGCAUAUAAACUCAACUCGCGUCUUCCCACCACAUCCAUGGGUACCUUUUGGCUUCAUUUCUUUGGUACUCUUGUACUUGUCGUCAUGUCUGUUCCCUUUGUCUCGGCUCUAAAAACUAUUCUUGUGCUCGGUGGCUCGUACGGUGGUAUCGCUGCGUCCAAGUUCCUCGCGAAAGAGCUCCCGGAGGGAUAUCGCGUUGUUCUACUAGAACGAAACAGUCACGCGAACCGUGCGUUCUCGUCUUUUUUCCCUGACCCAUUUGUUUCUGACACCCUCGACUCAGACAUGUACGUCUUGCCGAGAUUCAGCGUUCUGCCAUCACACGAGACUAAAGCCUUUAUACCGUACAACAACCUAUUCGGCCCUACACCCGGCCCAAACCGGGUUAUCCACGGCACGGCAAUCAAGUUGGAGCGGAACAAGGUAGUCUAUACUCCCGCGCCGUAUUCAAACGAGACGUCUCCAGAGCGUACGAGCAGCCUCGAGUUUGAUUAUCUUAUCUAUGCGCUGGGCGCCAAGCUACCCGGCCCCAUCGACUUUUGGGGCGCAAAGAGCGUGUAUGACGGACAUGCAUACGGUUCCAAAGCUGAGAGAACCAUCAAUCUCGAUGGGGACAAAAAAUUCGAAACUUUUGACGGUUCCAAGUCGGCUGCGGUCGCCUUUCUCCAACGCGCUCAAAAGCGGCUCAAGUUGGUUGAGAGCGUGUUGGUCGUUGGCGGUGGUGCGUUGGGCAUUCAGUUUGCGAGCGACUUGAAGAGCCUAUACCCCCACAAACAAAUCACACUUUUGCACUCUCGUAUGCAAUUAUUACCAAGGUUCCCAAAUAAAAUACACGACGAGAUCAACAAAACCAUGCACGCGCUCGGCGUCAACUUGAUUCUGGGCCAAAGACUCGAUCUCAAGACUACACUUCCCGAACACGCCGAGUACGACGAGCAAGGAAGGAGAGUGGUCAAGACCGAGAACGGAAAGAAGAUAUGCGCGGAUCUGAUCCUGCUCUGUACAGGUCAAACUCCCAACACAUCCCUCAUGCGCGACUUGGUUCCUCGCGCAAUAGACGACCAAACAGGGAUGAUCAAAGUCCUACGAACUAUGCAAGUCGAUCUUCCUCCCAAGUCACGAUUUAUCGUUCAAGAUGGGGGUACAAACGCGCCGGGGACCGAGCUGCCGCAUGUAUAUGCUAUCGGAGACGCGGCGGAUGCGUUUGGGGUGAUUAAAGCUGGACAUACGGCUCAUUGGCAGGCCGAAGUAGCUGCUAAAAACAUCGUCGCAAGUAUUCUCUCGCAGCCUCUCACUUCCUACGAACCCGGUCCACCGGCCAUCAAAAUCACACUUGGCAUGAGACACUAUGCGAUGGUUAUGGGUCCCGAACAAACACUUACAGUCGGCGACGACGGAAAGGAUGAUUUAGACGCGGUGGGCAUGUGGUCAUACGUCGGAGCCGAGUAUGAGCGGGAUAAAGAGCUAUAG